This is a messenger RNA of Penicillium cataractarum, 1533 nucleotides long. RefSeq names its product sugar transporter. Lineage: Eukaryota; Fungi; Ascomycota; Eurotiomycetes; Eurotiales; Aspergillaceae. The record is from RefSeq and is a predicted model, not a curated record. Gene Ontology annotation, molecular function: carbohydrate:proton symporter activity. Gene Ontology annotation, cellular component: membrane. Gene Ontology annotation, biological process: transmembrane transport; carbohydrate transport. The transcript is spliced from 3 exons. Bases 1 to 1533 code for a protein of 510 amino acids.
AUGUUUGGUAGCACCUUGGGCAAUACCAAGAUCUCGCACCGUAAGGCUGUGGGAGAGGAUCUCGCUCGCGUGCUUCCCGACGAUGGCAUUCCCUGGUGGAAGAAGCGUCACCUGCUGUUCCUCAAUUACUGCGCGAUCUCCAUGGCCAUGCUGUCCGCGGCUAACAGAUACGACGGAACCCUUAUGAACGGUCUCAUGUCGCUUCCGCAGUGGAAUGAGUUUAUGGACCAUCCGACUGGUGCAUGGCUCGGCUUCAUCAACGCUAUUCAGAGCCUAUCACAGGCCACUGCCCUGCCGAUUCUAGCCUACGUCGCCAAUCGCUUUGGCCGCAAGCUGGGCCUCUAUGUUGGCUAUUUUUUUGUUCUAUUGGGGGCGCUACUUCAAGCCUUCACUCCGAAUAUCGCAGGUUUUGCCACAGGUCGAUUCUUCCUUGGGCAGACCAGUGCGUGGUGGGGUGGCAUGGCGCCUCUGCUUAUUACUGAGCUGGCCUAUCCUACUCACCAAGGCUUUCUCACGGCUCUUUACAACUGCGGUUGGUACGUGGGUUCUUCCAUUGCAGCCUGGUCCAUUUACGGUACGCGAAACUACGGUAGCGAUUGGGCCUGGAGAAUUCCGUCUCUCUUGCAGCUUGCCAUUCCGGCUGUCGUUCUCCCCGCGGUUCUCCUGGUUCCUGAGUCGCCUCGUUACCUGGUCUCCAAGGGGAAACUCGAAGAAGCCCGCCGUACACUCGUUCGUCUUCAUGGCGGUGGUGAUGAAGCUUCUCUUCUGGUCGAAUUCGAAGUUUCUGAGAUCCACCAUGCUAUCGAGUCUGACUCCUACGCGGCGAAGAGUACCACUUGGCUCGGCCUGUUUGAAUCCAAAGGCAAUCGCCACAGGUCCUUCAUUUCUAUGACUCUUGGUGCCUUUGCUCAAUGGAACGGCGUGGGAGUUGUGUCUUACUGCUUGUCUGCGGUUCUGAACACUGUUGGUAUCAGGUCCAUCACUGAACAAACUCUUAUCAAUGGAUGCCUUCAGAUUUGGAACCUGAUUCUGGCCGUCGGUGCCGCAGGGUCUGUCGAUCGUCUUGGUCGAAGACCACUCUUCGUGGCUAGUUCUGUUGGGAUAUUUGAAACCGCUGGCAACACGGCGGCGGGAAUUGCUGUCGUUCCACUCCUCUUCAUAUACUACGGAUUCUAUGACAUUGCCUUCACUCCACUCCUCUUUGCCUACCCUGCCGAGAUCUGGCCAUACCGUCUUCAAUCACGAGGUAUGGCCCUCACACAGUUUUCCUCCACAUUGGCCGCAUUCUUCAACAUAUUUGUCAACCCGAUUGCCCUAGACGCUAUCGGUUGGAAGUAUUACAUUGUCUUCGCUGUCAUCCUAGCCGUCAUCGUGGUCACCACAUAUCUCUUCUACCCAGAGACCAAGGGUCAUACUCUGGAGGAAAUGGCUGUAAUUUUCGAUGGAGAGGAUGCCCUGGCCCACAUCCACGGUUAUGAAAAUGCUUCGGAGAAGAAGUCGGUGCAUCACGAGGAGACGGUAGAUAAGGUUUGA